UCUGCUCGUUUGACGACUGGGCCGGCUGCGCUCGGAUCAAUCGAUCCAGGAUGUCGCCGCCGCCGAGACGAGAAGGCGACCGAGACGCCGCAAUCACGUGCAAUUGCAGCAAGCGCCGCCGCCUCGCGCGGGGCGGAUCCGACGGGGGUGACGACGGUGAAGACGUGCGGCCAUGGGCUUCGCUGGCCCAGGAUCUGGUGGAGCUUAUAGCGUGGCGUGUGCUGGCCGGCGACCUGCUGGAUUACAAACGUCCGCCUCCGCGCCGUCUGCUCCCACGGGACCAAGAGCACCCUCCGCCCGCGCGGUCGCAGCCUUGUGGAUCCGCGCUUCCACCCGCGACGGUGGAUGAUAUUGCCCGAAGGCCACGGGCUCUACCCGGGCCACCCCAACCUCGGCGGGUACGUGCGUUUCUUCAGCCUCACCACCACCAGUCCCAGGUUCGUCCGCGUCCACCGACCGCUCUUCGACGACCACGUCGUCCUCGAUUCGGUAGAUGGUCUCCUGCUGCUGCUGCUGCACCGGGAGCAUGGCACCACCAUCUGCCUCCUCCACCCCUUCACCGGCGACAUCGCCGAGUUCCCACCGCUGUCAUCCCUUCUGCAGCAGACGGAGCGCUACCGCUACAUGAGCGAGGAGUCCAAUCUCAGCGAGCUCCGGCUUUACCUCUAGGGACUUUGUGCCGCCGUCACCGUGGGUGUCGCCGGGACCAUGGCAUCACCGUGGUUAUAGCCUUUGGCCCGAGACGCCGUGUAGCCCACGCCACGGCCGGUGACCAGCGCUGGACCCUCUCCGCUCGCAAGCUGCCGUUUUUGCUAGUACCACCAAUUUCUUUCCAGGGCAAAGUGUACGCUAUGUCAUCAAAGUCUCUUGGCGAGCGCAAUGUUCGGAUCAGAUUGAUCCGCCUACGCCGAGUGCAGAGGGUUCGCACUUGCUAUCUGAUCUGCAGCCAGCAGCGAGGAUUAUUGUCGAGUGCCCAGUGGUCGCAACUAUGGCAGCAGGCCACCUGGUAGAAUGCAGGUCAGAGCUCAUGCUCGUUGGUUCUCAUGACACCUCAUUUACACAACUAGUAGUUUACAGGCUCGCUGACCUUAUCAGAGGAAGAGCUAUUCCUAUAACAGACAUCGGAGAGCAUGCCCUCUUGCUUGGUGAUCGAUCCUUGUGCGUCUCAUCUAACAAGGGGUUCCCUUUUGUUCCGGGCAACUCAAUCACCUGCAACUAUAGAAUUCCAAAACACGAUUCGCAGGUGGGAGUAUGUUGCCAGAGACUUAUUGAGCAUUACCAUCUAGGUAGUGGUACCUGGUCUCUAGCCAUACCCAGGGAUAACCCCCCAGCGAGCCCUUAAACGCUCGUGCAUCAUAUUUUCACCUGCUGCUACCGCAGCCAUUGGAAUAAAGCACUCAUGUUCCACGGAGCUGUAAGACCUGAUUGGUCGGUGAAGCCAAAUCUGUGGAUAGGCAGUUGAUGGAUGAUCUCUCAUGGUACCUUGAGGCAAGAGCAAAUAUUUAACUUGUCGACAAAAAGUGUCCUGAUAGUUGUCACUGAAAGAUGGGCUGGCGUUGCCGCCGAGCCAUACAUGGUCACCUUCCUGUCAUGUGCCAAUAGUGGCAUUCCAGCAUCCUUGAUGAUUUGCACAGCAUUUUGGCAAGGAGUUAGGAAGUGACAAUGUGCAUGUACAGGAGUUUGUACGCGUGCUGCAAACUUUGAAACACAUAUUGUACAGGUGUACAAGUUUGG
This is a messenger RNA of Panicum hallii, 1734 nucleotides long. RefSeq lists its product as uncharacterized. The transcript has 3 exons. The coding region runs from base 51 to 1010 and encodes 319 amino acids. Lineage: Eukaryota; Viridiplantae; Streptophyta; Magnoliopsida; Poales; Poaceae. The record is from RefSeq and is a predicted model, not a curated record.